GUUAAAAGAAGGCGGCUGAAUGACAGCGGCUGCUCCCCGUUGCCCCCACCCUGCGGGAGGACCAGCCGCCCCCCCUUCUUCUCCUCCUCCUCCUCUUCGCUCAUUUACUGCCGGCCAUGGAGGGGAGAGAGGACGCGGAGUGCGACUGCCAGGCAGCGUUCGACGAAGCUCAGCGAUGGGUAGAGACAGUUACUGGGAAAAGCUUUGGAACCAAAGACUUUCGAGCAGCUCUGGAAAAUGGAGUCCUGUUGUGUGAUUUGAUUAACAAGAUCAAACCUGGAGUCAUUAAGAAGAUCAAUCGUCUGUCAACUCCAAUAGCUGGCUUGGAUAAUAUAAAUGUUUUUCUGAAAGCGUGUGAAAAUAUUGGACUGAAAGAAGCUCAGCUUUUUCACCCAGGAGAUCUUCAGGAUUUGUCCAAUCGAGUUACAGUCAAACCAGAGGAGACCAACAGAAGAGUGAAAAAUGUUUUGAUUACGUUAUACUGGCUUGGGAGAAAAGCUCAAAGUAACCCUCAUUAUAAUGGUCCGUACCUCAAUCUUAAGUCAUUUGAGAAGUUAUUAGGGCAAGCGUUGACUAAGGCACUUGAAGAGUCCAGCCACCUGAACAGAAGUGGCAGGGAUAGUGGGUACGGUGAUAUUUGGUACGUUGAUCGAGGAGAGCCCUUUUCAUCUUCAACCAGUCAUAAAAGAGACGAUUCCUUUGAUAGCUUGGAUUCUCUCGGUUCGAGAUCUUCCACAAGCUUUUCAUCAGAUAUAACCUUGAAAGGUGGCAGUGAAGGUUGUGACAGUGACACCGACUCAGAACUGCCUUUCAAAAUGCAUGAUUCGCAUAAAGAUGACAGGUCUUACCGCAGGAUUUCUGUGAUUGAACCAAAACCUACCACUGACUUCAAUCGCUUCUUACCCAGCAAAAAUAAGCAGACGGCUUAUGUGCCAGCACCCUUAAGGAAGAAGAGGACAGAGAAGAAUGAGGAUAACAGAAGGAGCUGGGCAAGUCCUGUCUUCACUGAGUCAGAUGGAACGUUUUCAAGUGGACGUGAAAGGAAUCCUGUAGCUUCCUGCCAAAAUAGCAGAGCAGAGAGUGAGUUCACAAAUCCAGCUUCCAUCCAGAUGAUCUAUGAGUAUGACAGUGGCUCUGAUUCAGAAGAUGAAAGAAAGCUGCCUGACGUGGUUAUGGAUGACUUAGCCAAACGUAGAUUUCUAGUAAAAAAGAGCCCUGUAAGCUCUGCUGCACCUGGACAUCAUUUCGUGUUGCACAGUGACUCUCCUAAAUCUUGCUCACAAGAAAAUUAUCCAGCUGCCCCACUAGCUGCAAUGCUUGAACCACUGAGUAACCAGAGGAGGCAGAGGCAGUUGGAUACAAAAGAGGAAAACAAACCAAGACUUAACAUUCCUUCAGAAAUAUCUGGGUAUUUUGAUGAGGACGAGGAAGAAGAAAUAGGCAUCCCAAACAUUGAAAAAGAUGAUCUAUAUUUUCGCAAGCUAAGUUCUACAGCAGCAAAUACAGUUCCUUUUGACAAAUUUCUUCCUAAGUUUUGGACUCCAGAAGAAGAAUUGCUAUGGAAAAAAAUCAGGAAAUCCUCUUUCAAACCCUGGUAUAAAGAGAUUCAAGGGUUCAGCAGAAAGAAAUCAGAUUCUGAGGAGGAGGAAUUUGCUUACAAACAAAGCUCUGCCAUUGUUGCUAAUCAACCGAGACCAAGUUUUGACUGGAACAGUUGCAGAAGGGAUCAGAGCUAUAAGCCAACUGCUGAAUAUGUGGGAAGUUCAUUGUCACAGAUAGCAGAAGGAAAAAUCUUGGAGGCUUCUGAUCAGCCCAGUCAGUUUUCGUUACUUCAGGCCCUGCAAAAAUACUCUGACUACUUGUCUUCUGAAACGAAGACCAAAAUUGAUCCUACUUCUGGUCCUAGGCUCAUAAAGUGUAGAAAGAAUAUUUCCUUUGUACCAGGAUACAAGCAAGGAGAUGGAGAAAAUGGAUAUUUGUAUCCAGAUUUAGAAAACGAUGACUUAUUCAUUCGGAAAACUGGAGCCUUCCAUGUGAAUCCAGUUGUUCUCCAAGACCCCCGAUAUUUUAAAAAGAUUUCUGAGCAGGAGCCUUUUCUAGAGGGUGAGAUAAUUCUGCAACCCAGAGAGGGCCAGCAGGUGAUUCCGGAUUUGGAAAAGGAUGACAUGAUUUUCCGUAAAAUCCUCUCUCAGAAAAAAGAGGUGCCUUUAUCGGGUGCUCCAGACACGUAUCACCCAGCACUCUUUCCUGAUCCAUGGAGUCUUCCAGAGGAGAUCCGGUCCAAAUUUCUAUGUUUACUUGAAAAAAACACAACACCAGAGGAAAGAAAGAGCAACGGCAGAGUGCUGUCGCCAUCUUCCCGCCAUAAGAAGGAUGAUAUGCUGACCCGCAAGAUUGAAUCUUGGAAGGUGGGAAGUAACAUCCAGCCAGUAAAUUUCAUCCCUGGUCCGUGCAGUGAAGAAGACUGGAAGAAGUGGGAAGCAAUCAGGGAGGCCAGCAAAGUUAGACACAAGAAACGGCAGAUGGUGGAGAGACUGUUUCAAAAGCUUUCUGAUGAGCAAGGAAGUAAAUCUUUGAAUGAUGUCAGUGCAGAGGAGCUGCAGUCAUACCGCAAAAUCCGUUAUGAAGAGCUACAAAAGAUAAAAGAACAGUUACAAGAACAAGAUCUAAAGUGGCAGGAAGAUCUGGCAAAAUGGAAGAAUCGCAGAAAGAGCUUCACAUCUGAACUGCAGAAGAAAAAGGAAGAGCGAGAAGAAAUAGAAAGGAGAACCUCUGAGGUGUCUGGAAGGAGAACCAAGUCACUGAAAGAAAUGCAGGAAGAGAGGGAGGACAGAGAUCAAGACUCCUAUGGGCGGCAAAAACAUGAAAACAGAUGGACAUAUUCCCUGAAUGACGAUGUGUUUCGUGAAGAAAAAGCACCUUCCCCACAGUCAGCAGCAAAAGAUUACCUUUUGGAAGAAGAUACCUCCUACAGCAGUAAGGACAGCAAAAGUGCGUAUGCCACACAACUGCACAAGGAGAACCUGCCGGAGAGCUCAGCCACCCAUGAAGCUCCUGCUCUACCAAAGAGCCUGGCAGAGGAGCAGAGCUCAACUCUUUUGUCUACCCGCUACUCGAUGAAUGCUCAAACUGGGUCAGCUCAGGUUUCAGCUUCUCUCCCGAGAAGUUACCAGAAAACUGAUACCUCUAGGUUAACAUCUGUGGUUACACCAAGACCUUUUGGUGUCCACUCAAGAGGAAUCUCGUCGCUUCCACGGUCGUUCACGAUGGAUGAUGCCCAGAAAUACAAUGGAGAAGUAGAAAAAACUAAAAGAACUCAGACUUUGUUCACUAGCAGUUCAUUUUCACAGCCAGACUCUGCACACCCUCUCUCCUCUGGUGCAUUCAGAAGCAGAGGUGAGGAAGAGGAGGAGGAAAAAGAAGGGGUUCAGUCAACAUCUCCUCCUAGCUUGGCAUUACCUGUAAAAUCCCAAGACCAAGAUGCUGGAAGCAGUAUUCUUAAACCAGAGUAUUGCUCUCCUCCUGAUUCUCUUUCACUUGCAUCUUCUGCAGAACAUAUGAGUCUGCCACAGCCUGAGGAUUCGAAAUACCUGGAACAGUACAGUGAAAUGAGAAUCAGUAUAAACCAGAGACCUGGUCACAGCCGCAGCUUUGGGUUUACAACAAAUUGGAGUUCUUCAGGGGCCUUUGUACAGACAGUUGAAGAAGGUAGUCCUGCUGCACUUAGUCAGCUGCAUGUAGAUGAUGAGAUCAUAGCUAUCAAUAGCACAAAAGUUUCAUGUAUGGACUACAGUCAGUGGGAAGAAGCCAUCAGCAGAGCACUAAAAACUGGAAACCUGGUCAUGGAUAUCAGGCGAUAUGGAAAGAAUGAUUGGGGCAAAGACCAGCCUUCCCUGCCACAUAUAAGGCAUAAAAUCCUCAAUCUCACCAGUAUGGCUACCAACAUUAUAGGUACACCUGAAAAUAAAUGGAUUGAUGCAACUUCUGGAGAACAAGUUUCAAAUGUUUCCACCGUAUCAACAAAAAGAGAUUUCUCCAGCAGCCUUCCAAGUUCUGAUACAGAAAAAAAAUUGAUAAAUGGAAUGCAAGGAGAUCUCAACUCUAAUGAACAAAGAGCAUCUGAACCUAUUUCUUUGAAAAACUUAAAAAGACGAUCACAAUUUUUUGAACAAGGAGGCCCAGAGCCUGCAAUGCCUGAUCUCCCAGUCCCAUCCAUUAGUGCUCCUAGUCGUCGGGUUUGGGAUCAGGAGGAAGAACGAAAACGACAGGAAAAAUGGCAAAAGGAGCAGGACCGUUUAUUGCAGGAAAAAUACAAACGAGAACAAGAAAAACUGAGGGAAGAAUGGCUACGAGCUAAGCAAGAAGCAGAAAAAGAGAGCUCCAAGUAUUUUGAUGAGGAGCAGACCGUUCUUACUUUAAAUGCAACAUCUGUACCUGCACGGGUUCCAUCUGUGUCUAGCUGGAGGGCAAGCCCUGAAGCGGAUAUUCCGGAAGAGCCAGAAGGAGAUGGAGGAAGUGAGGUGUCACCACACUUGCUGGGCAAGGAAGAAGAAAGGAGGCUUCAGGAGGAAAGGAGGAUCCAGGAAGAAGCAGCCCUGCGUUUUGAGCAUGACAGGGAACUUCAGGAGCUAGAACUUGAGAGACAACGUAAAGAGAGGGAACAACAAUAUAUGGAGGAGCAGAGGCGGCAGGCUGAGAUGGAGGAGCAGAGGCGGCAGGCUGAGAUGGAGGAGCAGAGGCGGCAGGCUGAGAUGGAGGAGCAGAGGCGGCAAGCUGAAAGGCAGAGGCAGGAAUCAGUGGAGAUACCUCAGUACCAAAGACAUUAUGAGCGCUAUGAAGUUUCUAAAACAAUAGAAGAUCGAGCUGACCAUCCUCUCAUUGACAGGCAUUAUGAGCGAUAUGAAGUUUCCAAAACAAUUGAGGAGCAACCUGAUCAGUCAUUUGCUGACAGGAAUAAGUCCAAGUCAACUUCAGAACUGAAUGAGUUCAACACAAUCAGAAAUGGUACCCAGAGUAAGUAUUCAGAGAGGUCCUGGAAUGCAACUGACACACAGAAGAAGUCUCAGAAGGAGCACAACCUGUCUGCGGCAGAGUUGGAGAGACAGCAAAUCCUUCAGGAAAUGAGAAAGAGAACAUCUCUACACACAGACAGCAGCUGGAUUAGGCAGCGCAGCUCCAGUAUACAUAAGGAGCCUAUUAGUCUGUACAGCAAUAGUAUGAGGAGAGGCGAGUCUUUGGACAAUCUCGAUUCUUCAAGAACGAGCUCAUGGAGGCAUCAUUCAUGGAUGAACCAGUCUGCCUCCUCUUCAUCUCUGUCAUCUAGUCAAGAUUUCAGUCGCCCAGUGUCCACUUCAAACCGAGCAUACAUGUGCACUCCUUCCUCCAGCAAAGCAUCUACUGCAGCCACCUCUUCAAGAGCCCCCACUGUGUCCCAGGCAGCUCCCCGGGCUCAGUCUCCCCUCUCUACUUCCCAGACAGGGUCCCAGACACGCAGCAGGUCAGUCAGUGGGAAGAAAAUCUGUUCAUACUGUAAUAACGUUCUGGGCAAAGGAGCAGCCAUGAUCAUUGAGUCUCUUGGUCUUUGUUAUCAUUUACAUUGCUUUAAGUGUGUUGCCUGUGGAUGUGACCUUGGAGGAUCCCGCUCUGGAGCUGAAGUUAGGAUCCGAAACAACAAACUCUUCUGCAACGACUGCUAUAUCAGAUUUAAAACUGGACAACCAACCUCCAUGUGAAGCAAAUGAAGAUUUGAAACCACUGUUGCAGAUAAAAGAAGAGGUGAUUGCUGCUGAUGUAGAUCUAUAAAUAUAUAUAGUGUGUAUGUGUGUUUUUUCUAAGAGUAUCUCUUGCUUGUCUAGUCUUCAUACCAAUGCAUUGUAUUCUUCAUAUAUAACUAUUUUUAUUUAUAAGAAAGUAAUUGCAGUAAGGAAAUACCUGGGGAAAAUGCUUUCACUUUUUCAGCUUCAAGUACUGAGAGCAGAGCACAAGGGGAGAAUAAGUAUAUUUUCAGUAAUAACUUCAAAAUAUUUUUGAGGCUUAUAAGCAACUAGUUGACUUUCCAAUGGUAUAUGAAGAGGGUAUUUUGUUUCUAAGCUCUUGAAAUGAGCAUUAGAGAAAUAGUUAAUAUAAAUAUAUAUUUGCAAUUGCUGUCUUUAUUUUUGACUUAUACCGAAAGUGAAUUCUCUAGAUUAAUAUGAAGCUGCAUUUAAAUGCACACAAGUGUGUCUGCUUUCCAUAUGCUGGUUUCUAAAAUUAUGUGCUUUUUUUGAAACUUAAUACAAAGAAUAAUUUGCUUGCUUAAUGGUGUCGUCAUAAUAUUCUGUGGAAUCCAUUUAAGGAGAAGAGUUCUCUUUUCUCAUUUGGGAAAUGUAACUGUCACUUUUCCCUCCACUAACUGAGUGGAGAAUGGUUGUUGAAUUACAGUAUAUUUGUAAAUAAAAUUUCGGAUGCUGCAUUUAUUAGAGAGAUUUUUUUUCUUUCUGUCCAGUUAAUGUGUUUGAGGUGACUUACAGAUAUAUAAAAUUGCUUGACUUUCAUGUUGGGAAAAUAUUUUUUUGUGAAAGGAUUAAGAUGUCUGCCUAAAUAUGUGUAAGAACAAUAGAUCUUGCUUUUGUCUUAUACUUCACAGUGGACUUCAGGCUUUGAGUAUAGUUCUCAGUCUAGCUCCUCGUGCUUUUUCUAGACAGCAUUUAAUACAAAUGGUGAGACUGAUUCUUUGGCUUGAAUGUGUGCUAAGUGUUUUUCAGGGAUGGCUCCCCAAUCGCUUUGGUCAGUGGCUCCCCCAAAUCUUUUCAUGCACAUUUAUGUGCCUUUCUGUGUCCAUGUCCUUGGAAGCAGCAAAGAAAACAUGGGAUUUGGAUCAGAGGAAUUUGAGGUAGCAUUUUGUGGAUGAAAUGGAGGAAGAGGGCAGCUUGUAUGUGUAGGAGGGCGUUGGGGCUGAGUUUGAGCUUGUGUAUGGCACCAUGAGAAAGUGCAACAAGGGUGCCAAGGCAGCUUAGAGUGCUCACUCCUAUCAAGGUACCUCAGGGAUGAAUAGGGGAGCUAGCAGUCUGGGAAGAGAGGUUGUGACUGAUCUUUCUCCUGAAAAGAGACUUGCCUGAAUUCCCUGCCUUGACCCAGGGAAUUUCAUGCUAAUAAAUGCUGAAUUACAAAGUGCCAAGCACUAUUUGCAAAUUUUUCCUUUUCCUUCUUUGAUGCCUCAUCCACCCAAAGUUGCUGAAUUCCUGUUCAAGCACCUUUGUGACUCGGCCUUGGCUUCUGGUUUUCAGGUAAAGUGUCCCCCAUGAAGUGGUCUGGACCACUGUGGUGGUCCACUGCAGUAGACUGCAGGUGAGAACUCUGGCACGUGAAGACCUUAGUCCCUGAAUACAGACUCUGGAGGGUUAUUCAUGCUGCCUACUAACACAGGCCUCUGAGAGCCUGAGGUCCUCUCUGCUGCUUGUGGAAGAUCGCUUCCCUGUAGCUGAAAAUAGAAUAGGAACCUAAAGUAGGCACUGUGCAGAUCUGGCUCUCAGUUAAGACCCAUACCUAAUGGAGAUGUUGAGGAUGUCACUCUAUACUGUCUAGUUGUCAGCCUUUUUUUACAGUAGGCAGCAUCAGACUAUCAAUGAUGGCCCCACAUAAGUUCAGAAGCCCCAGAAUUCCCAUCAUCAACCCUGAAAUACAUGCAGAGGUGAAAAUUCUUUGUCACAGGUCAAAGUUUCUCAAUCUCUAAGUCAUGCCUAUGAAUUCUCCUCUUCCAGUAUUGUGUUAUACAGCAAAGCUGUGGGGAAAUUCAGGGGUGGCAGCUUCUGCGCCUUGAGCCCAAUCUUGUUGCCCUCUCCCUGGGAAUCAUUUGGACAUGGAAAUCACUUGCAAGUAAAGAAAAAGGAGGGAGAAGAAACCUCAGCAGCCUGUGGUCUACAAUGCUGGUAGAGCUACCCUACUGGUGUCCCAAAGCCUGGGGUGAUGUGUUCUGAGACAGGCUGGUUUUUCCUAAAUGGUGUCAAGUAUUUUCGUGUGGGGUCCAAUUUAGUUUUCCCAGAAAAUACCUGUGAAAAAAAUGGGAUAUUUCAUUAGCUUGUUCCAAAUUGCUUGCCUGUGAGCAAACAGCAAGUGGAAUUUCAGAUUUAGUGAAGGCCAAAGAGCUAAAGUUGAAACGUUUGCAGAGUUGAAGCUGUGUUUUUCACCUUUGUGAAAGGCCUAGUUUAAAAGGGCUUCUUCAAACCUGUGUUUGCUUAUUCGAGUUUGCAUAUGUGAGCAAUGAAAUCUUCCCCCUCUCCACUCCCUGGAGGGGAUCCCUGGAGAGGAUCAGAUGGAGAAACCCACAUUACAAAUGUUAAUGUUGUUGUUAUCUGUAUAUUUUGAUCUUAGCUAAAGUAUUUGGAGUGUGCUGGGCUCUGAAGUUCAGCAAAAGCGAUUAUCUGCUAGCAACACAAGAUGGCAGUGUAAGUGUAACUUGCGCAAUAAAAAGUCCUCUCCAUUGUUGCAAUCAGUAUAAAAAAAAAAGUUGUGUUUGCUAAAUGAUAUUUAAUUUGUGAUAUGAUGGGAGUUGUAGAGAGAAUUUUCUUUUAAUCUUGGGCCUUUCUCCCA
Cuculus canorus (common cuckoo) is the source of this 8568-nucleotide messenger RNA. RefSeq names its product LIM domain 7 (gene LMO7). The transcript is spliced from 34 exons. The coding region runs from base 117 to 5732 and encodes 1871 amino acids. Gene Ontology annotation, biological process: regulation of cell adhesion; regulation of signaling. Gene Ontology annotation, molecular function: protein binding. Lineage: Eukaryota; Metazoa; Chordata; Aves; Cuculiformes; Cuculidae. The record is from RefSeq and is a predicted model, not a curated record.